AUGGAGGACUUGAUCAUGACCUAUGUUGAUGAGGAUGGGAGCGUUAGAUUGUUACCUGGGUACAAGUUUGAUCCCACUGAUGAGGUUCUUGUGAAUUUCUACUUGAAGAGGAGGGUCUUUGCUCAACCUCUUCCUUUUCAUAUCAUUCCAGAUUUUGAUGUGUUUCAAACUGAACCUUGGGGCCUUCCUGGUGGAGAUGGAAAGAUUUUCAAUGAACGCAAGUGUUUCUUCUACAAUACAAUGGGCCGUGAUAUUGAGAACAUUGACCUAAGAGUUGCUGGGAGUGGCCAAUGGAGAGUUAUGGAAAAGGGCAAAGAUGUUCCUAUCCCCCAAAGCAAUCAGGUGAUUGGGAGGAGGAACACCCUGAAUUUUUGGGAAGAGCAAGGCGCUUGUGCUAGAAGAACCAAAUGGGUGAUGCAUGAGUUCCGUCUUGCAUUAAUUGCUAACCCAUCUAAGAUGGCAAACUGGGCUAUUUACCGCAUCUUUAAGAAUAAGAAUGCAAAGAAGGUGAAUAAUAUGCAAGAGGGUGUAAUAAGGAAAGCUCCAAUGCUAGUAAUGCCGGAAGUAUUUGAUUUCAAUGCUUAG
Messenger RNA from Lotus japonicus, 585 nucleotides. RefSeq names its product NAC domain-containing protein 83-like. The record is from RefSeq and is a predicted model, not a curated record. Gene Ontology annotation, biological process: regulation of DNA-templated transcription. Bases 1 to 585 code for a protein of 194 amino acids. The transcript has 3 exons. Lineage: Eukaryota; Viridiplantae; Streptophyta; Magnoliopsida; Fabales; Fabaceae. Gene Ontology annotation, molecular function: DNA binding.